This is a messenger RNA of Mesorhabditis spiculigera, 3717 nucleotides long. The record is from the annotation of a GenBank genome assembly. Lineage: Eukaryota; Metazoa; Nematoda; Chromadorea; Rhabditida; Rhabditidae.
AUGGAUGGCCAACGUCUCCUGGAUGAGAAGAAGAAAAAGGUUUUUCACAAAGACUCACCCGAACUGCACGCUGGCAUUUUAUCAAGAAUCCUCUUCUGCUGGCUAGGCCCCAUUUUUUCGGCCGCCCAGAAAAAUGAGCUCGACAAGGAUGCAGUGUAUCCGUUGUUGCCCGAAUUUAAAAAUGAAGACGUGUAUGAGAUUUGGAAGAAGGCGUGGGGCGAACAGUGCGAUAAAGCCCAAGCCAAGAAAACGACGCCGAAAACCUUUUGGGUGUUUUUCAAUUUCGCCAAAUGGGAGUGGGUGAUACUGUUUUUGAUCCGGAGUCUGGCGGACGUUUUCCAGUAUGUGCAACCGUUGUUGCUAACUGAACUGCUCCAAGCCUUCGGCGCCCCGGUGAUCGACGUGCAAUGGUGUCUGAUCGUCUCCGUGUCGAUGUUCUUGAUGGCCGAGUUAAGGAGCUUCUUCAUGGCCAUUCUUCUCUUCCGAAUGUUGAAGGUCGAGACGCGCAUCAAGUGCGCCAUGAUUCGGCAUAUUUACGAGAAGGGCACAAAACUAACACCAGCCUCUCAACAAAAAUUCCCCGUCGGCGCUAUUGUCAACCUGAUGUCGGUGGAUAUCGAACGAUUAUGCCAUGUUAUUCCGUUUGUACAUCACUUUUGGGCUGCACCACUGCAGCUCGUUUUCGCCACCAUCCUCCUCAUCCGCACAAUCGGCAUCUCGGCAGUACCCGGGAUUUUUGUCAUCCUCCUCUACGUCCCGUUCAACUACUAUACCUCGGUGUACAUGAAAAAGUUCCACAAGAAGAAAAUGACCGCUAGUGAUGUGCGAUUGAAGCAGUUGGAGGAGACAGUAAGCGGCAUCGAAACGGUGAAAAGCCACGUCUGGGAAGACGCGUUUUCGGCCAGGAUUGAGGAGUCGAGAAAUAAGGAAGUGAGAAUGUUGAAGAAUGCUAGUUACAUCGCACGAGCUGUGGAUGCUGCGAAUAUGGCGCUGCCAGUUUUGGUAGCAGUAACAACUUUUGGAGCCUACGUCUACUUUGUCGAUUCCGACCUCUCUCCCACGAAGGCGUUCGUCUCACUCGCUAUUUUCAACAAACUCCGCCAACCCGCCCGAAUUAUUGCCAUGUUCUUGAAUGGUUUUAUGCAGGCCCUGGUAGCCAACAAGCGUCUCAAGGCGUACUUGAUGGCUGAUGAGCGAGGGAGCGAAGAAAAGAACGUCGAGGUUGACGAUAAUGCGCCUAUUCUGCAGGUCUCUUCCAAGACCAACAGUCAUCCCGUCGCGAUUUCCCUUCAAAAAGGUGACCUCGCCGCGGUCGUCGGGGCGGUCAGCAGCGGAAAAUCGACACUUUUGAAUCGGGUUUUGUGGCAAGACACCACUGAAUAUGCCAUAAAAUCGAAUGGCCGAAUCGCGUACGUCCCGCAGAAACCAUGGUUGCCGAGAGGCACCGUGAAGGAUGCGAUCGUGUUCGGGCUGCCCUAUGAUCCGAAAUAUUACGAUAAGGUGAUCGAAGCCUGCGAACUCGGCACCGACAUUGAACAGUGGGCCAAGGGCGACCUGACGAUGAUUGCUGGAAUGAGCAAUUCCCUAUCCGGAGGCCAGCGAGCACGAGUUUCUCUUGCUCGCGCACUAUACCAACGAGCUGAUUUGUACCUGAUCGACGAUGUAUUUGCCAGCUUGGACAGAAGAGUGGGGCAGAAGGUUAUGCAAAAUAUCCUCGGCCCUACUGGAAUUCUUCGGAAAUCCGCAGUCCUGUUGGCCACCAGUGAGGUGGAGUUUGCCGAGACGGCCAACGACAUUGUCGUCAUGUACGAGCACAAAGUCGCCGUCCAGGGCACCUAUCAGGAGUUGGAGGCUCAGCCCGUGUUCUCCAAUCUGAUCUCCUACUCGGGUUCAAAUCAGACGGAUGAGGAUGAGGCUGAGGAACGGCCGCGUACAGGAACGAAAUCGAGCACCAAGUCCAUGUUUGAGGACGAGAAAGCAAAACAGGACAACACGAGGCCGGCCCCAUGGACCGUUUACAAAGCGUAUAUGAAGGCCGCCUCGAAGAGCUUCAUUUUCGGGCUGACUUUCGCCACGCUCAUCCACUUUAUUCUGGGCGCAUUGAGAGGGUUCUGGUUGUCGAACUGGUCCGACUCCUCGAAAACCCGAGCCGAGCGAGCCGAUGAGAGUGCCUUUGAGGCGGAAGCCAGAACAGAAGCCGCCAAGCGGAAAUUAAUGGUUUUUGCUGGAAUUGGAACCCUUGAAGUCCUUUCCAUCGGUAUCGCCUACCUUUUCCUGGUCUGGAUGGCCGAGAGAGCUUCUAAAGUCUUCCAUAAACAAUUCACCGUUUCACUCCUCAACACGAAGAUGUCGAUGCACCGGAAGAUUGACGUGGGACAAGACUUUAACAUCUACGAUAAUCGAACGCCGCUCUGCUUCCGGCAGUUGAUCCAGAAUACGAUUCAGAUCGCGGUCAGUCUUGCUGUAGUUGCCAUCACUACCCCAGCUUUCCUGCUCGCUCUGGGACCAAUUUCGAUUUUCUAUAUUUACCUCCAGAACAAAUACAUCCCGACGAUGAAGCAGUGGAGCAGAAUUGAGCGCUCCCAGUGGUCGCCUGUCAUUACGCAAGCCACGGAGGGGAUGGCAGGAGUGGAAGUGAUACGAUCGGCUUCUCAGGAAAACCGCUUCUCCGCCCAAUUCGUCGACCAAGUCGAGGAUUACGUCCGUUGUGAUUACCUUGAAAAUCCGCUGAAGAGAUGGCUGAUGCUACGACUCGACCUUAUCGGAAAUUCCAUCAUCCUCUUCUCAUCUGCCCUCUGCGUUUGGUCAAUUUCUCGAGGAACUCUUACGACUGGUGCUGCUGGAUUAUCGAUCUCGUUUGCGAUGACGAUCACUGAACAACUUGGUCACCUGGUUCGGAUGGUUGCUGAGAUGGAGACGAGUAUGAUUGCGGUGGAGAGGAUUAAGCGAUAUGUGGACUUGGAGCCAGAGGACCAAUACACCGAAAGCUCGGACAAGGAGCGUCUUCUCAGCGGAGAUCUCGAGUGGAAGGAGUACUUCGGAAGCUACAGAAAGAACGGUUCACCAGUACUCCAUGGCAUCAACUUAAAGAUCGCCGCCGGAAGCCGGGUUGUUAUCGUUGGAAGGACCGGAAGUGGAAAAUCCUCCACCUUCUUGUCCCUUCUUGGAAUGCUUGAAAAACUGGACGGUGAAAUCGAGAUCGGCGCCACCAAAACGAGCACGAUCUCGAUCAAGCAGUUGAGGCGGCACUUUUCUGUUGUACCGCAGUCGGUCCGGAUAUUCGACGACUCUGUCCGCUUCAACAUCGACCCUGAGAAGACGCACUCUGAUGCUGAGCUGUGGGAGGUGUUGGAUAGGGCCGGGCUGAAGCCGCUCGUCGCGUGGAAGGAUGGGCUGGAGGAGAGGAUAAAUAUGGAGGCGAUGAGCUACGGCCAACGUCAACUCCUCGGUGUUUGCCGCUCCCUUCUAAAGGGCGGCGACAAAUUUGAAGGCUGCUUGCUAUUAGACGAACCGUUCGCCUCGGCCGAUCCGGCCGUUAUGGCGAACCUCGAACGGGUAAUUUCCACAUGGUUCCACAAAGCUACGGUUAUCACGAUUACGCAUAAGGCGCCGGCGGCCGGGUCAUAUGAUCGAUUAAUCGAAAUCUCAAACGGGCAAGUCGUCGGCGAGCCACAGCCUGUGAUAGCUCGGGUAGAAGAGACGACGGAGGCACACGAG